Trichomonas vaginalis G3 is the source of this 1029-nucleotide messenger RNA. Its product is annotated as disulfide-isomerase A6 family. Lineage: Eukaryota; Parabasalia; Trichomonadida; Trichomonadidae. The coding region runs from base 1 to 1029 and encodes 342 amino acids. The record is from RefSeq and is a predicted model, not a curated record. The transcript has a single exon.
AUGUUGAGUUUCUUAUUUUUGCUUGCUACUGCGGAAGAGCAAAACAAGAAAAAACUAAAGGUUGGAUACGCAAAAACACUUACAGAUAGCUAUUUCACGAAAUUUGUUGAAAAAAGGAAGAAUAAGAAAGAAAUUUGGGUUAUCAUGCUUCAUACAGAAGGAAAUAAAUUUUCAGAUGAGGCAUUUCCAAAGUUUAUUAAAGCUUCAAAUCUUGCCGAGGGAAUAUUCAGAUUUGGCAUUGUUUACACUAAGAGAAACCCAUUAACAGCUAGAAAGUUUGUUGCCAAAUCGGUUCCGUCAUUUUGGGUAUUCCAUGAGUCAGGUAAAACAGAAUAUGUCGGUGAUGGAGAGCCAUCUGACAUUAUUAAUUUUUGUUCUGAAUAUUUGCAUGAUUAUACUCACGAAUUCGAUCCAACUUGGCUGGAGAACUCCACUAAAUCGUUAGCUGUACUAUUUACAGAAAAAGAAGCAACUCCAAACCUUUGGAUGGGCCUUUCAAAUUCAUUUCAUGGAAAUCGUAAAGUUAGAAUAGGAAUUACCCAUAGCAAAGACUUGAUAAAGCAAUUCCAAGCCAAUCCACCUGAAAUUCGUUUCAUGAAUUCAACUCUUAACUAUACAUACGUUGGAAAGAUCGAAUUCCGUCAAAUACAGCGUGAUCUUAAUGCAUUUAUCGAUAAGCAACUUCGUAUACCAGGCGAAAUUCCUGAUGUUGUGCUUGAUUCCACCGAAUUUUCAAAACAUUGCAUCGGCGGUGUUCAUAAAUGCAUAAUUUAUACAAAGGAUACAGACCAAUUAGGUUGGAACAGACUCCGCGAUAAAUACGCAAGUAUGAACUACGUUUGGUUCCAAGGAAAGAAAGAACUUCCUUGGAAAUUCCUUAAAACGGCCAAUUGCUGGAUCUACAAUCCGAAGACAGAGAUGCUCAUCAAAGUUGACAGUAUGAGCAGCGUUGGCCCAACUUUGGAAUCAAUUUAUUCAGGUGAGGCUUCUUGGCUGCCUGUCGAUCACUAUCUUUCAAAUGAAUUGUAG